UUCAUAAUCAUUUGCCUUCAAGAUACAAGUUGAAUCAGACGUAACAGGCACCAGCGAAAAUGAGUUCAGAAAAGUCAAUGUAUGUCUCUGACAAGAAGGGAAGUGAUGAUGCAGGCGAUGGUUCCGAGCAGAAGCCUUUCAAAACAUUACUAAAGGCUAUGAAAGCAUCAGGUGAACCGUUUCCCAGGUUUCUGGUGGAUUCCACAAAAGAAGGACAGAGAUGGGAAGAGGUUUCUCAAGCUCAGCGAAAGAAAGUUGCUAAAAUAUAUGCGGCGGAGCAACGAAAGCAAACAGACAGAGACGAGAAAGAAGCAGAAAAGGCUGAGCAGCGAGAGCGUAAUCUGGAAGAAGCGAAGACGAUUACAAUUGUGGAGGACUCCAGUUUACCAAAGCCUGAGAAGAUUAAGAUUCGAGAUGCAACAAAAAAGAGGGGUAUUCGCAUUAAAGUACAAGGAUGGGUACAUAGGCUACGUAGACAAGGAAAAUCUUUGAUGUUUCUUGUGUUGCGUGAUGGUACCGGAUUUCUACAAUGUGUCCUCAAUGAUAAACAAUGCCAAACAUACAAUGCUUUGAUACUUGCAACGGAGAGUACCGUCACCCUGUAUGGCGUCAUUAAACCUGUCCCAGAAGGCAAACAGGCACCAGGAGGUCAUGAAUUGACAUGCGAUUUUUGGGAGCUAGUGGGAUCAUCACCAGCUGGUGGAAUGGAUAACGUUGUCAAUGAAGAAUCCCAUAUUGAUGUUCAGUUAGAUAACCGCCAUAUGAUGCUUCGUGGAGAAACACUUUCCAAAAUAAUGAAAGUGAGAUCAAGACUAACAGCUUGUUUCCGGCAGCAUUACUUUGAUAGAGGAUAUUACGAUGUCUGUCCGCCAACUCUUGUGCAAACUCAAGUAGAGGGAGGUUCAACACUGUUUAAACUCAAAUACUACGGAGAGGAGGCCUAUCUGACACAAUCUUCUCAACUGUAUCUUGAGACGGCUAUACCAUCGAUGGGAGAUGUCUUCUGUUUGGCUCAGUCAUUCCGUGCGGAACAGUCCCGCACACGCCGUCACUUGUCAGAGUACACCCAUGUUGAAGCGGAGUGUCCAUUUAUUACAUUUGAUGACCUGCUUGAUCGUAUUGAGGAUCUCGUUUGCGAUGUAGCUGAGCGUGUGAUGAAGACACCGGAAGCAGAGUACAUUAAAGAAUUACACCCGGAUUUUGCUGUUCCAAAACGUCCAUUCAAACGUAUGGACUAUGCAGAUGCUAUUAAGUACCUUAAAGAAAAUGACAUCAAGAAAGAAGACGGAACAUACUACGAGUUUGGAGAGGAUAUACCUGAGAUGCCAGAACGUAAGAUGACUGAUAAAAUCAACGAGCCUAUACUGCUGUGCCGCUUUCCUGCCGCCCUCAAAUCCUUCUACAUGCAAAAGUGCCCAGAGGACAAAAGGGUGACUGAAUCGGUUGAUCUUCUAAUGCCAAACGUAGGUGAAAUUGUAGGGGGCUCCAUGAGGAUGUGGGACAGUGAUGAACUACUAGAAGGUUACAAGAGAGAGGGCAUUGACCCUACCCCAUACUACUGGUACACAGACCAAAGGAAGUAUGGUACUUGCCCUCAUGGAGGCUAUGGACUUGGUCUUGAGCGCUUCCUAACAUGGCUUCUAAACCGCUACCACAUCAGAGACGUAUGUUUCUACCCAAGGUUCACCGAGAGAUGCAAGCCAUAAGCACGCCACUAUUCUAUGCUAAAUAUCAUGCGUGGACAAUAAUAUGUAUUCCAUCAAUAUACGGUAAUACUAUUUACUACCGGUCCAAUUACAGUUUGCCCUUAAGUAGUUGUUUUUGUUUCAUCCAUAGAAUUAUCAACUCAAUUUGUUUGUUGCUGUUAUAUUACAAAUAUGAAAACUAUGAAAUUCAAUUAUGAAAUGCAGUUGUAGGUUCACAUGCUUUUUUCGAUGUUUAACAAAUUAUACAAAGCCUUUAUAAAUUAAACUGAUAUGUAAAAGAAACACAUAUAAAAUCACACGAUUACAUUAUUCAAAAUACAAAAACAAAUCGUGGGAAAACACAAUUUUGAACAACUAUUUGAUUGUUGGUUACCACAUCUAAAUAUAUUCAUAUAAAGUACGGUACAUAGGUUAAAGAUUAGGCUAUAAAAUUAUUUAUCGAAUGAAUUAACUACUUGUUUAAUAUUGGAAAAAGGUAAAUAGAAAAGACACGGACAUUAACAAAUAAAAUGGAACAUAAAACAUCAAAAUUUAAAUAUAACACAAAUUCUAGUUUUAAGUACACAUUGUAGUGUAGCUGGAUUAUAUAAAAAAGUAUAAAAAAAUUUGUUGAAAAUUGAAUGUAAUAUGUUUGUCUUGUUCCUUUAUACUAAUAUGAAGUGAUACAAUUAGAUAUGCUAUAUCUCUACUCAGUAGAAGUCCUUGUAUUGUUUUUGAUUUUUACAUUGUUGAAUAUGAUAUUUGUAAUCGUUAUACUAUAGGAAUGAAAUGUGUUUAUAUUGAUUUUAGUUCAUAUAAAAUUUGCAUGAAUAUUUUAGAAUAGAUGAGUUUCGCAUAUUAUGCGCACUAUAGAAUGUUGAUUGAAUUCCGAUUGUCUAGCAACUGGCGCAUUAAUAAUACAUCCAUAUGUAAUUAAUUGGUAAACCACUGGUUCAUCAUAAAGGUAUCAUACUAUACAAUAUAAAAAGAGUGGUUCAAUGCAAUUUAACUAUUUCCGAGUAAAAAAUCGCUCUUAAAAGUUCAAUUGUUUAGACUCUUCCUAUUUCACUCGCUUACACACUGUUUCACUUUAUUUACUCGUUUGCAUUUACAGAGUAAUUUAAUAUUAAAAAAGCACUUAUACAUUAGUUCUUAGUACCUAAAAAAUCGCUGCACUGCCGCUUCAGUGUGUUCACUAAAAUCGUUCUACAGCGUAGCUGUCUCCGACCCAAUUGGGGAGGCUCCCUAAUUCGACCGACCAAUCAGCGACACCAAAAGCUGUCGGCGUUAGCCUGUAGCGAUUUUAUGGAAACCAGGCUUAAGAAUCUUAUAAAAUCGUCAAUACACAAUCAUAUUGCUACAGUUUUCAGCUUUAAAAAAAUUUACUUCAUGUCUGUAAAAUAAAUUCACAAUAUUUGAAUAAAUCGAGCAAUUUAAUUCAGUGUGCAUUA
Molecule: messenger RNA, 3136 nt
Organism: Anneissia japonica
Lineage: Eukaryota; Metazoa; Echinodermata; Crinoidea; Comatulida; Comatulidae
Product: asparagine--tRNA ligase, cytoplasmic-like
Exons: 20
Coding region: 60-1706 (548 amino acids)
Biological process (GO): asparaginyl-tRNA aminoacylation
Cellular component (GO): cytoplasm
Molecular function (GO): asparagine-tRNA ligase activity; nucleic acid binding; ATP binding
Source: RefSeq, a predicted model, not a curated record